GUUUGUCCUCCCGACCAUCGCUUCCGCCGGAAGUGGCCUCUAGGCGCAAGUGCCCUUUCGUUUUACUCGCGUGUGCGCCGGUGCUCCGGGAGCGGGUCCGGCCACAAUGGCGGUCAGCACUCUGCUGCGCGCGACGCCCCUCUUCGGCGGUCUCGGCAGCGGCCCGACCCCGCUGCUGCAGGGUCUGUUGCGGCCGCGGAAGGCGCCGGCUCUGUCCGCUCUGUGCCGCGGCCUGGCCGUGGAGGCCAAGAAGACCUAUGUGCGCGACAAGCCCCACAUCAACGUGGGGACCAUCGGCCAUGUGGACCACGGCAAGACCACACUGACCGCGGCCAUCACGAAAAUUCUCGCCGAGGGUGGCGGGGCCAAGUUCAAGAAGUACGAGGAGAUCGACAAUGCCCCGGAGGAGCGCGCCCGCGGCAUCACCAUCAACGCGGCCCACGUGGAGUACAGCACGGCCGCCCGCCACUACGCGCACACCGACUGCCCCGGCCACGCCGACUACAUCAAGAAUAUGAUCACAGGCACCUCCCCCCUAGACGGUUGCAUCCUGGUGGUGGCAGCCAAUGACGGCCCCAUGCCCCAGACAAGAGAGCAUUUACUGCUGGCCAAGCAGAUUGGAGUAGAGCACAUUGUUGUGUACGUGAACAAGGCCGAUGCUGUCCAAGAUGCCGAGAUGGUGGAACUUGUCGAGCUAGAGGUCCGGGAGCUGCUAACUGAGUUCGGCUACAAAGGGGAUGAAGCCCCGGUCAUCGUAGGCUCUGCCCUCUGUGCCUUGGAGCAACGUGACCCGGAGCUGGGCUUGAAGUCCGUGCAGAAACUGCUGGAUGCUGUGGACACUUACAUUCCGGUGCCCACUCGAGACCUGGAGAAGCCAUUCUUGCUGCCUGUGGAGUCGAUUUACUCUAUCCCUGGACGGGGCACGGUAGUGACAGGGACAUUGGAGCGAGGCACUUUGAAGAAGGGAGACGAGUGUGAGUUCCUAGGACAUAGCAAGAACUUCCGCAGUGUGGUGACAGGCAUUGAGAUGUUUCACAAAAGCCUGGACAGGGCAGAAGCAGGGGAUAACCUCGGAGCCUUGGUUCGAGGCUUGAAGCGCGAGGACUUGAGGCGGGGUGUGGUCAUGGUCAAGCCAGGCUCCAUCCAGCCCCAUCAGAAGGUCGAGGCACAGGUUUACCUCCUCAGCAAGAAGGAGGGUGGCCGACACAAGCCAGUUGUAUCCAACUUCAUUCCUAUCAUGUUCUCCCUGACUUGGGACAUGGCUUGCCGUGUCACUUUACCUCCAGGAAAGGAACUCGCCAUGCCCGGGGAGGAUGUGAAACUCACCUUAGUCUUGCGGCAGCCGAUGAUCUUAGAGAAAGGCCAGCGCUUCACCUUGCGGGAUGGCAACCGAACUAUCGGCACCGGCCUCGUCACAGGCACAGUGUCCCUGACUGAGGAGGACAAAAACAUCAAGUGGGGUUGAGUCUGGAACCUGCUCUGGCUGCCCUGUAUUCGAGCUGGUCAGUGUCGUCCUGCUUCUGGUGUCCCCUUCCCAGGGCACUUGCUGCAACUGGGAGAGCACAGCUAGACGGGUAGACCUGCCCUGGUGCGAGGGGCUGUGUGCCUUGCCAGGGGAGGCGGUGUAAUAAACUGUUCUGUGAAUAGGCA
Erinaceus europaeus (western European hedgehog) is the source of this 1650-nucleotide messenger RNA. RefSeq names its product Tu translation elongation factor, mitochondrial (gene TUFM). Gene Ontology annotation, biological process: mitochondrial translational elongation. Gene Ontology annotation, cellular component: mitochondrion. Gene Ontology annotation, molecular function: GTPase activity; translation elongation factor activity; GTP binding. Lineage: Eukaryota; Metazoa; Chordata; Mammalia; Eulipotyphla; Erinaceidae. Bases 107 to 1465 code for a protein of 452 amino acids. The transcript is spliced from 10 exons. The record is from RefSeq and is a predicted model, not a curated record.